ACCAUGGCUCAACUGGUAUGGGGGUUGCUCUUCCUGGGCCUCAUGGCCAUGGCUCAUGGGCUUCAGAAGGGUGAUGAUCUGCUUGAUGUCUGCAUGGAUGGUAAGCACCACAAGUACAAGCCUAGUAAAGAAGAUGAUCUUCAUCAGCAGUGUAGCCCAUGGAAAAAAAGAGCCUGCUGCACAGCAAACACCAGCAUUGCAGCUCAUGAAGAUGGUUCCCACUUGUAUCGGUUCAACUUUGACCACUGUGGGACGAUGACUCCAGCCUGCAAACGCCUCUUUGUCCAGGACCUGUGUCUCUAUGAGUGUUCCCCAAAUCUGGGACCCUGGAUCCAGCCUGUAAAUUCCAGCUGGAGGAAGGAACGCAUCUUGAAUGUUCCCCUUUGCAAAGAGGACUGUAACCAGUGGUGGGAGGAUUGUAAAACUUCCUAUACCUGCAAAAAGAACUGGCACAAAGGAUGGGAUUGGAGUUCAGGGGUUAACGAGUGCCCAGUUAAGGCUGCUUGCCAUCCUUUCCACUUUCACUUCCCAACACCAGCCUCCCUCUGUGAGAACGUUUGGAGUCGUUCUUAUAAUGUAAGCUCUUAUGGCCAAGGCAGUGGCAAAUGUAUCCAGAUGUGGUUUGACCCAGCCCAGGGAAACCCCAAUGAAGCUGUGGCUAAAUUCUAUGCUUUUGGCUCUGCUCCAGGCAUCUUCAGUUGGGGGGUCAGUUUUCCCUUCUUGACUCUGAUGCUGCUGUUGCUUCUCUGGGCUUGAUCCUCAGUCAGGCACAAAAUCCAACUAAUCUCCACACAAACUCAUAGCCUACAUUUACUCCCAGUCUGAGACCCCUGGGACCCCAGCUUCCUGCCUGACUCAGCCUGCUUCUCCAGAGAUCCUGACUUCCUGAUCUGGAUUCUCCCCCCUCAAGCCAUCCACAGCAGCCUGAUCUGUCUGUUUAGAAUCCCACAGAUUC
This is a messenger RNA of Gracilinanus agilis (Agile Gracile Mouse Opossum), 955 nucleotides long. RefSeq names its product folate receptor alpha-like. The record is from RefSeq and is a predicted model, not a curated record. Lineage: Eukaryota; Metazoa; Chordata; Mammalia; Didelphimorphia; Didelphidae. The transcript has a single exon. Gene Ontology annotation, cellular component: external side of plasma membrane. Bases 4 to 756 code for a protein of 250 amino acids. Gene Ontology annotation, molecular function: signaling receptor activity. Gene Ontology annotation, biological process: sperm-egg recognition; fusion of sperm to egg plasma membrane involved in single fertilization; cell adhesion.